GUUAAGCCGCUGUAAUGCUCAUGUGAUGGAUGCUCACUGUGGGAUUACGGAGAGGUGCUGAGGUGUUUUGUAGUUAAGACUUCCUUACUGUCCCAGCACUUUUCUAACACGACCUCCUCAACAUGAAGACCGUCCUGGCCACGCUGGUCCUGUUCGCCGCUGUGCUACACAGUGAGGGGUUGAAGUGUUACACCUGUGUAGGAAGUAACCCAGAUGAGUGUUUCCGGCAGGGCUCGACGGUGUGCCCUGCUCACUCCGAUGCCUGCUCUACCAUCACAGGACCCAACUCCGUGAUGAAGUCGUGCGCUUACAAGUCCUUCUGUGACAAGUCUCACAUGAGCAAUGGGGAGAUGAAGCUGGAAUGCUGCUUCAAUGACGACUGUAACGGCCCUCACCGGUCCCACAGCCACGGGGAGCACCACAACACCUCCGGGGGCCUGAGCUCCAGCCCCGUCCUGCUGCUGGGGGCCCUGCUGCUCAGACUGGCUCUCGGCUCCCUGUAAACCCGAACACACGUCUGACAUGAAUACACGAAUAAAAGAUGGAGCACGUGUGUUAAUGUAACAGAUAGAGGAGCUUUUGUCUGUUGGGUGGCAGAGUAAUCGGUGCGUUUUGCCGGGUUAAAUAAACACUGCUUAGCUUUGGUGUCCCUCUCUUUUGUUUUCUGUUGUGUGUGUGAGCUCAAACUAACGAAUGCAUUAAUAAACGGUUAAAACGCUGACGGUCUGUUCUGCUUGUAGUUAGCACGUGUUCAUCCACCCGUUCCUCUGAGCGUCUGUUUCCAGUAACCAUGGAAAAG
Molecule: messenger RNA, 799 nt
Organism: Puntigrus tetrazona (Sumatra barb)
Lineage: Eukaryota; Metazoa; Chordata; Actinopteri; Cypriniformes; Cyprinidae
Product: urokinase plasminogen activator surface receptor
Exons: 3
Coding region: 123-503 (126 amino acids)
Source: RefSeq, a predicted model, not a curated record